This is a messenger RNA of Trifolium pratense (red clover), 1495 nucleotides long. Its product is annotated as porphobilinogen deaminase, chloroplastic. Gene Ontology annotation, molecular function: hydroxymethylbilane synthase activity. The record is from RefSeq and is a predicted model, not a curated record. Gene Ontology annotation, cellular component: cytoplasm. Gene Ontology annotation, biological process: heme biosynthetic process. The transcript has 5 exons. The coding region runs from base 92 to 1201 and encodes 369 amino acids. Lineage: Eukaryota; Viridiplantae; Streptophyta; Magnoliopsida; Fabales; Fabaceae.
ACAUUCGUAGAUCAAAUUUCUUCUUCAACUCCAAAACUGUGUACUGCGUGCGCUCCACCCUUCUUCUUCGUUUCUUCGCUUCUCUUCAUCAAUGGAGAAAACCCUUUAUUCAUCUUUCACAUUCUCUCUUCCUUCUACACCUUCCAAUCCAUCUCUUUCCCUUCUCAGUUCUUCUUUCCCCAUCUCAUCUUUCAAAACCUCACCUUUCUCCAAAUGUCGCAUCAGAGCCUCCGUCGCGGUUGAACAACAAACCCAGAAGACUAAGACCGCUAUUAUCAGAAUUGGUACCAGAGGAAGUCCACUAGCUUUGGCUCAGGCACACGAGACAAGAGACAAACUCAUAGCAUCGCAUACAGAGUUAGCUGAAGAAGGGGCUAUUCAGAUUGUAAUAAUUAAAACAACCGGUGACAAAAUACAGUCACAGCCGCUCGCAGACAUAGGUGGGAAAGGUUUGUUCACCAAAGAAAUAGAUGAGGCACUCAUAAAUGGGGACAUUGACAUCGCUGUUCACUCAAUGAAAGAUGUUCCUACGUACUUACCAGAGCCAACUAUUUUGCCAUGUAAUCUUCCACGAGAGGAUGUCAGGGAUGCAUUUAUAUCGUUGAGUGCAGCUUCACUUGCUGAUCUACCGUCUGGAAGUGUUAUUGGUACUGCUUCACUUAGACGAAAGUCACAAAUCCUCCAUAGAUAUCCAUCUCUAACUGUGCAAGAUAAUUUCCGUGGCAAUGUCCAAACAAGGCUGAGAAAACUCAGUGAGGGGGUUGUCAAAGCUACUUUAUUGGCUUUAGCUGGACUGAAACGAUUAAAUAUGACAGAAAAUGUAACUUCAACUCUAUCAAUUGAAGAUAUGCUUCCAGCUGUUGCACAAGGUGCAAUUGGAAUAGCCUGUAGACGUAAUGAUGAUAAAAUGGCAGAAUAUCUUGCUUCGUUGAAUCACGAAGAAACAAGACUAGCAAUUUCUUGUGAAAGAGCCUUCCUUACGACGUUGGAUGGGUCUUGCCGGACGCCUAUUGCAGGGUAUGCUAGCAGAGACAAGGAUGGCAAUUGCUUGUUUAGAGGAUUAGUUGCUUCCCCUGAUGGAACCCGUGUGCUUGAAACUUCUAGAAUCGGUCCUUUUGCUUAUGAAGAUAUGAUGAAGAUUGGUAAGGAUGCCGGGGAAGAGCUUCUUUCUCGAGCCGGACCUGGCUUUUUCAGUAGUUAGCAGCCUAGAUUAUAAGUUUCAACACUCAAUUUGUAACACAGGUAUGGUAGGUUGUAUUAUCAAAGCGUUUUAAAGUGGCUGCACCCUGAGUUUGUUUAUUCUUUUUCAACUGAACUCCUUUUCACGAUCAAAGUGUUGUAUUUUUUUUUUUUGACAGAAGUGUUGUAUUUUAUUAGGUGAUUGGAAAGUCAAUUUUUGUAAUAUUUAUUGUUCCUGCAAUAGUGAAGUUUCACAAUCAUCUUUCGAUGCAAAAUUUCUCAUUAAUAAUAUUAAACUUGAUGCGUUAUUGUUCAA